Molecule: messenger RNA, 159 nt
Organism: Plenodomus lingam JN3
Lineage: Eukaryota; Fungi; Ascomycota; Dothideomycetes; Pleosporales; Leptosphaeriaceae
Source: RefSeq, a predicted model, not a curated record
AUGUUUCAAAAUGGGUUUCAGAACAAGCCCUGGAAGCGAGAUGCAGAUGAGCCGUCUGGAAAGGGUACUGUACAAGUACGCAGUACGAAGGCACUCGAGUCCCUAGAAUCAACCCUCCACCUCCGCAACAAAUCUUCAACGAUACAGCACGAUUCAUAA